AUUGUCUGGUAACUUUGGCAAAACAAUCAAAUUUAAAAUUAAACAAGCUAAAUAAGCCUAUUGAUGGCCAUCAGCCAGUAGAUGAACCUUUCAGUAUUGUUUCUGUAAUAUUUUCUAAGCUCAGGCCUUGCAAGGGACUUCUAAAGGCACAAAACAUAAAAGGAAAGAAUGCAAUAAUAAAAACAGCCAAACUUGUAAACAAUGCUCCUUGUCUGCUCUUAAAAUAAAUACACCAGGAUACAUUUUAGAUAAUGAGUUAAAAAUCACAGCCUUUGUCUUAUUGGGUGGGAAACUCAGUUGGAAAAUGUAUUAAUUUCUGUUAUUUAUGUAGUUAUGGUAUGUGUUUAUUUUCCAAAAAGAAUAAAACCAUCCAUAGCCCAUCUAUGACACUUUAGGUCUGAAUUUUUAUUCCUAUAAAAUUAUACAAUUUUUCCUAAUUUUUGACAAAUUUUGUAAAAUAUAAACAAACAUAUAUAUUUUACAGCAUAAAUCAAGGUGAUAUGGCAUAUUUUGUAAUUUCACUAAUGUAUCCUGGCACAAAUGAUCACAUUGUUUUUCGAAUAAAAUAAGUGGAAUGAAAUUAUUGGUAGAAUAAAAAAUAUAUUAAUAGUUAACAAAUAAAUACAUUUAAAAUAACUAAAAAGAAGCUGUGGAAAUUAGAAUGAAGGAAAACUCAGUUUCCCAUGAAACAGUUCAUUUUCGUUCAUGCGCACUAACGCGCAGCUUUCCCGUUAAGCGUCAGUACCAUGACAACAGGAUGAUGGUUCUCAGCAAGAUGGUGAGGAAUGUAAUGUUUGUGUGACCGAGGAGUGAGGAACGAACACUGGCUUUUGUGAAGUUCAGGACACCAUGUCUCUGUUCAAAGCCUGUGACUGGUGGUCAGCAACUCUUGGCGAGGGUGAAGAGUUUGACCAGGGGUGUUUAUGUGUUGGAGACGUGGACAACAGUGGGACAGGACAUGACAAGAUCAUCGUAGGCAGUUACAUGGGGAUGCUGCGAAUCUUCUCCCCGCAUGCCAACAAAUGCACUGAAGGCAGCCCAGCUGAUGCGCAGCUCCUUGAAGUCCAGCUUCAAAACGCCAUCAUCCAGGUUGAAGUGGGCAGGUUUGUCUCGUGUUCAGAGUUUCUCCACCUGGCUGUUCUUCACCCCAGGAAGCUGUCGGUCUACGCUGUUUUUGGAACUGCAGGGAAUGUGGAUCAUGGAGAUCAGUACCAGCUGAAGUUGAUUUAUGAGCACAACCUGCAGAGAACUGCUUGCAACAUGACGUAUGGCACAUUUGGAGGGGUCACAGGUCACCAUUCUUUGUGCAUCCAGUCCAUGGACGGGAUGCUGAUGUUCUUCGAGCAGGACAGCUACACCUUUGGCAGGUUCCUCCCUGGUUUUCUGCUGCCUGGUCCACUAGCUUACAACUCGAGAACUGACAGCUUCCUCACGGUGUCGUCUGCACGUCAGCUGGAGAGCUACAAGUAUGAGACUCUAGCCGUGUCUGCAGAUGCAGAAAGUCGGCAGGAUUCAGACUUGCCCCCAAAAACCGGAGGCAAGAGGCUGUCGCCUGACUGGACGUUUGUACUGGGAGAACAGGCCCUGGAUGUGUCAGUUCCCUCCUUCUCCCAUUCGUCUUCCUCCAUCCUUGUGCUGGGUGAGAGAAACCUCUUCUGCUUCCGUGACAACGGACAGAUCUGCUUCAUGAAGAAACUGGAGUUCAACCCCAGCUGUUUUCAACCCUACGCUUCAGGGACAGAUGGCACCACAAGUCUGCUGCUAGGCAACCACACCAACAUGCUGCUGGUUUACCAGGAUGUGACUCUGAAGUGGGCCGCCCAGCUCCCGUUUGUGCCUGUAGCUGUUCGUGUUGCCAACUUCACGGAGUUGAGGGGGGCUGUGGUCAGCCUGACCUCAGACGGUCAUCUGCUGUGCUCCUACAUGGGGACAGACCCCUCGUUCUUCUCAACACCUAAAGUCAAUGCCAGAGAGGUUGACUAUGAGCAGGUGGACGCUGAGAUGAAGAAGCUGCACAGGUUCAUCAGAGAGGCCACCAGGACUCAAGACAUCCUUCCCAAAACCGAUGCUGUGGAGGACCUCUCUGUCUCAUCCAACGUGUCCUCCAGCCUGGACAAGCCAUCACAAGCUCUGAUCCAAGAUAUGGAUGGUCUACCUGUCCCUUCAGUGACCGUGCAGGUGAAAAUAAAGGCCCUUUCUGCGCUGCAGUCCUUUAAGCUGUCCAUUUGUGUCCAGCCUCCGUUAGCUGUUACUGAAGACCAGUUUGCUCUGGAGCCCAUGGGUGUUGGUUCAACCAAAGUUGUGGCAUUUUCAGCCUUCCUCAAUGGCCGCUACCCCCCUGCCGACUUGACUGGAGACAUCAUUGUGUCCUACAGCUCACCAACAGAACUUAAUCCUAAAGGAGUUCCCCGGGUUCUCCAAUCCAGGUUCAGUCUUCCUCUGGCUUUGGUGUGUGUGCCCUCAUCUCCAGCCAAAAACACCAAGUUUAAAAUCACCGUGGACACCAACCAACCACCUGUUGACCUCAGCUCCAUUUUUCGAGAGUUUUCAGCAAAAACAGAAGAUAAGGAUGGGAGUAGUUUGGCUUUCCAGCUUCUGUCAGGAACCAAAGUUACAGUUGUGGCCUCAAAGACCUCCCAGCGCUACCGUAUCCAGAGUGACAGUUUUGAGGACAUGUGGUUAGUGGUGAAGGAAUUGCUUCAGCGGUUCGAUCAGCAUUUCGCCAAACUGGGAAUCAAAGACUUCAGGAAAAGUUUCAGCGGUUCUCUCCCUCUUCAGGACUACUUCCUGUCUGUAGACCAUCACUUUCAGCUGCGUGUUAGCGCUCAGCAGUACCAAGAUCUGCUCUCCGAGCGAGCGGUCCAGUUCAGAGCCAUCCAGCGCCGCCUGCUGACUCGAUUCAAAGACAAGACCCCGGCACCUCUCCAGAACCUGGACACACUGCUGGAGGCCACUUACAGCCAGGUGAUGGCUUUGGCGGAGGCUGCUGAGGACAACCGGGCACUGCUGGAGCAGGCGUUUGUUCGUCUGCGAAGUGCCACGCACCUUCUGGUGCUGCUGAUGUCGCUGUGGCAAGGACUGACCCCCGAUCAGACUGCCAUCUUGGAAGCUACACUGCUACCGCUACUGCAGGACACACCACAGCUGGGAUGGGAGGAGAGCUGUGAUGCUGCCGUGUCUCAUCUUCUGCGGAGCUGCUUGUCCCAAAGCCCCAAAGACCAGGCCACUACUCUGGCCCAGACAGGAGGCCUCGUGCUUGGCCUUCCUCAGGACACCGCUCGUCUCAAGAAGCACAUCGCCCUGCUGUGUGAUCGUAUCGGCAAAGGCGGUCGCCUCACUCUGGCUUCUGAUGCUAAUGUCCAGGUUCCUGCUCAGGUCCAGAAUCUGGCUGCUCCAGUGAGCGUAAGUGGGUGUGCAGACGUGUGCAUUCAGGAGGGACUGAAAAAGCGUGAAGCCCACAGUCAAAUUGUUGGUAACCACAGCAGCGCAGUGUCACCCCCAUCUUCAAACCGCUGCCCAGAAUAAAGCUGGAAUGCGAUGGUGUCUCCACGUUUUAGACCAGCACAGGGACGUCUAUUGGAAGCAGCUUCACCCCUCAACCAGGGUGUCCAGAGUCGCUGUCCCAGAGUGGCCUCUAAUUGUCACGCACAGAUUUAAAUGUCCCGUAACGGACCAAACUGUUACAAAACAGCCUCUGGCUUAACUUUUUAUAUUGCAGUCGCUCAACUGUGAAGCCUUUUGAACAGUCUGGACCCCUUCAUCAUUAGAAAGGGAGUUAGGGUGGUACAAUAACCUCAGUGUCUUUGAGGUUUGGAUUACUUUAGAUAUUUAAAUAAUACUUUUAUACUUUACCUGAACAUGUUCAUAUUAUUUUGAAUAAAAAUUCUAUACCAUGCUUGAAGUUUUGACUCAAACUGGAGUUUGUGCUUUAAUCAUUGACAUUUCCAGUGCACUUCUUAUAGUGCAGAUAAAGUAGACGAUGUUUACACAGAAGAUUUAUCACAAACGUAAAGCUUUUUGUGACUUCUUUUCUUAACUCAGGCUCAACCAGUGGCUGUGCGGCCACUUUGUAGUUUUGUAUUUUUUAUUUAAGAGGCCUCAUUGACCAUGUAUUUAAGAAGAAAGAAAAAACUGGAUUAAAAAGUUUUUUUUAGUCUGAUUUAACCAUUUAAUAUGCACCUAAAUUGCAUCAAUAAAAAUGUAGAGCGUGUGUGGCUCCUCUAGCUGCAUGCUUUGGGACAAAAAUUAAUUAUUGGACUGUCAACCAUGUGCAUGCAUCAAUGGAACAAUAGCACAACUACAUAUCUACAAAAUAAAGAUCAUGGUACAUUUUCAAGAUGAAGAAAUUGUUGAAAACAGACUUUUUUCAGUUCAGGUGAAGGUGCAGGUUCCCGGGUCAUGGAUGCGUGGUUUUGGAUGGAGAUCAGAGAUGAAGAGGGUGGGAGACAAACAUGCACCCACUCCCCCGUGAGCCUGAGCAGCACAGAGAUGUAAAUAAAGUAGUGAAUAGAUGAUGGAUACAGGAGAGACUUAAUUAGUAAUAUGAUGUUAUUUUACAGCACUAACCCAGAAUUAAAGCAGUUACUCAUUAUUUAUGGAUUUGUUUCUCAUAAGGUCUGAUGAAAGUUAUUCAUUAAUUUAUGUUUGUUGAUCACUCACACUCUGUGAGCAGGAAGUUAGAGAUUUAAAUCUCGUCUUCAUUCUGCUGCAUUUAAUUUACAAAACUAUCUUAACUCAUUAACAAGUGAGAUAAGUUAAUAAAUUUAAAUGAUUUUAGCAGCAAAUCAUCCCCAAAUCAACUUUUUUUCCUGAUAAACUAUAUAAUUGAGUGUCUAAUAGUGCUGUAGACAUGUAAAAUCAUUUUUGGCAUUUAUGUGCAUAUUGUUUCAAAUUUAAAUAUUCAGUCUAAGAACUGGCAGUGUAGCUCCUUCUUCAGGUUAAAAGUCUGCACCACAUUUGAAUUUGUAUUAAGCCUGGUUUAUGCUUCUCCGUCAGCUCCGCAAGGGACAGACACGCACGGAUUGACUGAAGCGUUUUGCUUUCAUACUUCUCCGUCUCCUGGAGAGUGUUGCAAAGAAAUUCCCCGGCAGGACAACAGAGGGCGUAGCGCUGCAGUGUCUCCAGGAACGGUGCACCCAAAAAAAAAAAAGAAAAAAAAGUAUCUGUCCAAGAUCGUGUGUUUAUAUUGUGUUUUUUGUGUAUAUAAGAGACUUUUAACACGGACAUAUUUGUCUCUCAUUCUCCUCCAUCUCUUCAUGCGCUCCCCACCUCUAAACCCACGUUUCCUGUCAUUUCCGUCCACAAAUAAAACGCUUGCUGCGCAUCUUUUCACUCCUCCAGUCACGGGAGAAUUAAACGUAAAUAAUUUUAGAGUUUUUUCGCGAGGUAGUCUUCAAGCUUCUCCGUGUCUGCCGCUAGUUUUCCUCGGCUCUCUUUGCAAUGGCGGCACUGUAAACAACAGCGGCAUCCUGACCAAUCACAAGCUUGCGUAAUCCGUCUCGUUCGACGGAUGUUUAAAAAAGUGGGCUCGACUCCGUACGUACUUGCGUGCCUGUCGGAUCCCUACGCAAGGACGGAUAAUGACGUUGCGUGUGCUCCGCACUGACACAGACGGAGAAGCAUAAAUCAGGCUUUAGCCGUCGCUAUUGGCUAAGUGGUGAACUUAGCCAGUGUUUCUGACGUGGCUGCUCUGCACUGCGGCGGAGUCUCGUCCGCACGUCCUGCUGACUCACUCACAAGCAAAUACGAAAUGAUACGACUCAGAACCGCUCGCCUCCUCCAAAAAUUCUUCUGUCCUUCCAUUUCCUCUCUUCCCUCUGGUGGAGGUCAAGAAAAAUCUUCCAGACAUUUUGGCACAUUUUUCAAACAGGAGGUGUCAGUGGAGUAAAACUUUGGUAGGGGGGUGACUUGCUCUUUAAGUAAUAAAUAGAAAUAUAUUUUAAAAGAUUGGGAAUAAUUGUUCAAAGAGUUUUUAUUAAAACAAAAAUUACAAAGUGGUGCAAAUCAAAGUUAAAAAAACUAAGUAAAGACAUAAAAUACAUACAAUUAAAUAUAAGCAGAUACAGUAAAAUUCAUCUGUUUGCCAUUUACAAAUGUAGUUUAUAUAUAAAGUAAUUCAUUUAGUUUUGUGUCAAAUUAUAAUAAAUACUAUAAUUCCUGCAUUUACCACAACUUUUGACUGUAAUUUUGGUCAAACUGAUAACCUGUCCAGUGAGUCAAGGAUAGACCGUAACAUGGCCUAAAGAAACACAGAAACACACCACAACUCCGGCCGGGUGGUAAUCUCCCGUCUAUUUACGGAGAGGCAGGGAGAAGCAGGAAUGUGUGAGAGGUUAGCGGGAAACAAGCCUGACUGUGAUUUCAUUCCUGUUUCAGAGUAAAGCUGCUGCAGCGGGGGCCAAUUU
Messenger RNA from Nothobranchius furzeri (turquoise killifish), 6404 nucleotides. It is a transcript of the gene bbs9, whose product is annotated as Bardet-Biedl syndrome 9. Gene Ontology annotation, cellular component: BBSome; membrane. NCBI's taxonomy places the organism in Eukaryota, Metazoa, Chordata, Actinopteri, Cyprinodontiformes, Nothobranchiidae. The record is from RefSeq and is a predicted model, not a curated record. Gene Ontology annotation, biological process: cilium assembly.